Erigeron canadensis is the source of this 912-nucleotide messenger RNA. RefSeq lists its product as uncharacterized. The record is from RefSeq and is a predicted model, not a curated record. NCBI's taxonomy places the organism in Eukaryota, Viridiplantae, Streptophyta, Magnoliopsida, Asterales, Asteraceae. The transcript has 2 exons. Bases 60 to 527 code for a protein of 155 amino acids.
CUUACAAAGAUUAGAGCAAACAAGAAACACUGUUUCUCUAAGUUAUAAAUAAAAUAAAAAUGGCAUGCUUAAACAUGCAAAUCAAUAAUGAGCAACAACAAGGAGGAGGGUUCUUGGGUCCAAGAAUAUCAUUCUCAAAUGAUUUUGGUGACACCCAACAAACAACACAACCCAAUAAUAAUAUGAAACACAACACUACUUAUAGAGAAGCUCCAGUGUCUUCUGAAUUCAAUUUUGCGGUGCCUUGUUUUGCUUCAAAUUCUGCUGAUGAAAUUUUUUUCAAAGCCAAGAUUCUUCCAUUGAAGGAGAAUAAUAAGGCUUCAGUACUUACACUUAGAGAUGAGCUUCUUAAUGAUGAUGAUGAUGAUGACAUUUUUUUGCCAAAAAGUUCAGGGUGGUGGAAAUUUGGAAGAAGUCAAACUCAAAGUGUAAAUCACAAUGCGUGUUUGGCUACUAAGAAAGGUGAUCAUAAAAAUCAUGGUGGUUUGGAGACCAUUGAUGAAGGAAAUCAAUACCUCAGGAAAUGAUGAAUGUAUGAUGACCAUCAGUUAGUAGAGUGGCACAGCUGAAUCUAUAUCAUGUGGUCAACUAAGACACGUUUGAGUUGAUACAUGAUAUUAAUUCAAGUUUUCUGUAUUUAUUUUCAACUUGAUUUGUUGAAGGUUUUGGAUAUUUCAUAAAAUCCUUAUAUUUUUCUCAUAAAAAAAAAAAGUUAGGAUAGUGGGUCAUCAUUUCUUUUCACUUGGGUUUUUAAGUUUAUGAGGUUACUUUGGAGAGUGUUUUUUAGGGGUUUGAAUUUGAUUAUAGAUAUUCAGAUUUUUAUGUAUUAAUUUGCUUCUUUCUGUAUUCUGUACAAAUAGUUCUACCCUAUAUAUGAUGUAUGAUGAUUUUAGUUAACAACAAUUUCAACUA